Symbiodinium sp. CCMP2456 is the source of this 816-nucleotide messenger RNA. Lineage: Eukaryota; Dinophyceae; Suessiales; Symbiodiniaceae. The record is from the annotation of a GenBank genome assembly.
AUGGCGGGCUCCGCUCUCACAGAAAAGGGCGACCUGCAUGUGCUGCUCGUGCGGCAUGGAGAGAGCCUUAACAAUCCGUUGAUGGCCAAAAUCUUUGGGCCUGUGGCUGACGAGGACCCUGUCUCUCAGCGGCGCCGUGAUGCAGAGGCUCGCUGGCUGGCCGAGCGUCUGUCGGAUCCUGCACUCACCGACAAAGGCUUGCAAGAAGCCGAGGAAGUUGCCAACACAUUGGCGCCAAUGCUGCGAAGGCUAGCGGGAAGCCGGCUGAUCAAGAUUUUCGUGUCGCCUUUCAUGCGAACGCUUCAGACAGCCCAGCCCCUGGCUCAGGCUCUGGGCUCUUCCUGUUCUGUGGAGGUUCAUCCCGAUCUCUUCGAGGUCGGGGGCGUCUAUGUGGAGCGGCUGGGCCGGCGGGAUGGCCCUGGAGAGUGCUUGACUGCCGAAGAGAUUGAGCAGCGUUUUCCGGCCUACCGCACCACCAAGUUGCCAAAAGAUGGUGCAGGCUGGUACCGGGGGAGCUGGGAGUCCGAUGAAGCUGCGCGGCUGCGAGCUGCCGAGAUCGUCAAAUGGCUUCGGUCAACAGAACUGCGCAAGGACUCUGCUGAUGUUGCAGGAGCUUAUGUGGUGCUGGUGAUCCACGGCCAUUUGAUCGACAUGCUGCUGAAGGCCCUGCUCGGCAUCGCUGACGACGGUUCGUCCGAUCACCCUCACACCAACGUCUUCACGGAACGUCCUGUCGUUUUCUUCACACCGAAUGCAGCAACUGCCCACAUCUCGAUACGGCGAAAUGGCGGAGCUGCUCGGCAAGAUGUGCUUUGA